GAUGAGAGGAAAGGCGACAAACUGUGUGAGGAAAUAGGGAGUCACCUUGGGAGGGACAACUAGAAAAAUGGCUGUCCUGGCAGUCUCAAGGAUGACUCAGCUGCAAUACAAUUACGGCCUUGGCUUGUGUUCCUGUGCUUUAGACCUGUAUGAAUAGUGCGCUGAAUACAUUAAAGUUGUGCAAUAAGUAUAAUUGGAUGUUAGGUUAUAACGCUCAUCAUCAAACACAAACAGCAGAGGCACUGCACAGUUUGAUGGCUGUAAAAAAAAAAGAAUCCUGAAAUUGAAGUUUCCAGAACACAAAUGAACUUGGCUCGGUCACAGCACCACCUGCUGGACAGUCAGCAGACUGCAGGUGUCAUUUCAAUAUAUGUCCACAGGGGGCAGCAGAGCCCCGCUCCAGCACUACAUACUCUAAUGUUUACUUCCGGCGCUAGCCCCCGCUUCAACAAACGAGGGAAAGUUCAAACAAAACAUCAAUAACUUUUUCAUAAAAACAGCGAUUUAAUGUCUAAUAAAAUGUUGCAACAACUGUCUUUAUUAGAAAGAUGGAUCCAGGAAAACAACGUGCUGGUUAACAAAUGGAAGCAGCAUGAAGGAGGAGGAGAUGCUUUGAGCCGAGAGCAGAGAGUGACCCAUCUGAGGUGGUGCUCCUCUGAAUUUCACAAACUUUUAAGGAAAAUCCAAGGUAUCCCUCCUCUUGCAGAUCACUCACAAUUGGAGCUGACAGUGGUGUACAAUGCCUGUGUGUGCUCCACUGCUCAGUCUCAGUUCUCAGAAGCUCAGCUGCUCCUCACACAAGCCACAGAGAGAGUUCUGCAGAUGACAGAAGUUGACCCUGUUUCUUCAGAUCUUCCUGUGGUUUGGAGAACAGUUCUAAAAUCAGUGGGAAACACAGCUUUGAACACCUGUGUUCUGUACCUUCUCUGUUUGCAGUGGGCAGUAUGGCUGUCUACCUGCCAGCUGAAAUCUAUACAGGAAUUUCAGGAUGAGCUGUUCUCUUUGUCUGAGAGACUCUCUUCUGGAGUUUGGGAUGACAGGAGGAGCGAGGCGAGGGGAAAGUCCUCUGACAUUCCACUACUGGUGAUGGACCCAAGAAGGUUUACAGAAUUAUUGCAGAUCUGCACUUUAAUUGCCCAAGGUGCAGAAACACUGAAUGAUGGCCGGAGUUCAGAAGCACUGUCUGGUCUGCAGACAGCAUCCUCCCUGUCUGCUCCCAGAACUCUAAUAGCAUACACACACCUCCUCUUGGGCUCUUGCCUCGCCCAUAUGAGACGCCCUCAGAUGGCAUUGCAGUGUUACAGGACGGCACUGGAGACAGACCCCCGGUGUGUGUGUGCGCUGUACCAAAGCAUGCAAAUCUACAGACAGCUUGGCAACACACAGGCUGAGAUACAAGCCCUCCGCUUGCUGCACUCAACAUUGAUGUUGCCCCCUGCCACAGAGCCUGCUCUGGCUGGUACUCCUCUCCUCUCCCUGUCCUCACUGCUACGCAGCCAAUCACUGAGCAGCCUGCUCUCAGUUCCCUCUGCCCUCUCUGUCCUUCACAAUCUGGCCCUGAAGUGUGUACAGCAUGAGAGGGUGUCAGAGGGUGUGGAGUAUUAUUUGGACCUGCUGGCUGCUCUUCACUCAGAAGAUCAACAUGAAAUGCAUGCUGAGGGCCCGUCCUUCCCCAGGUUACCUGAGCUUUACCUGCAGGCUGGCGCUGCCUUGCUCAUGGCCCGGCGGCCUGCUGAUUGCAUGGCGCUGUGCGAUGAAGUCAUCAGCACAACACUGGAGCUGCUGCCAGAGAAGGUGGUGUUGGAAGAGCCAGAGGAGAAGUGUGAGGUUGAGACCAGGGCUCUGUGUGCAGAGGGUGAAGACAGGGUGGGGAUGCUGCUCUGGGCCGGGGCUGCCUACCUCCUUAUGGGUCACUGCCACACUCACCUGAAGGACUGGAAACUAGCUGUGACUCACUACACAAGGUGUUUGAACCUGCUGGUGAAAGUGUGCUUUAAAAAAAGAGGUUUCCAACCACAGAUUCCCACCGCAGAUAUGGUUAGUGCGCAGGGAACCGAUCUGUGUAUCCUGCAGAGGCUAAAGGGGCUUUCACUAGCUGGUAGGGGCAUCAGCUUCACACAGACAGGCCAGCUGAGAGAAGCACUGAGGGACCUACAGCUCAGCAUGCAGGCACUCCCAGAGUGUGCAGGUGCAGGGCUGUGGUGUGGUGAGGUGCUAUGGAGGCUUGACAGGAGACAGGAGGCAGCAGCAUGUUGGGAAAAGACCUGGAGCUUCACCCCACAAUCCUCAUUAGAGAGUCUAUCUGUGUACCUACAGGAACCCCAGUCUGGCCCUCUGUUGGACACCACUGAGAUACGCCGCAGAACACAGGAACUCAAGAGACAAAAGAAGAAUACCCUAUCACUUACUCCAUAGGAUCAACUUUCUCUGGCCUCUGAACUGAAACCCAUUUACACAACAAACAUUUAUCUACCAGGACAGUAAAAUAAAGUAUCUUGAAAGCA
Messenger RNA from Centropristis striata (black sea bass), 2504 nucleotides. It is a transcript of the gene fancg, whose product is annotated as FA complementation group G. Gene Ontology annotation, biological process: interstrand cross-link repair. The transcript is spliced from 14 exons. Gene Ontology annotation, cellular component: Fanconi anaemia nuclear complex. Bases 508 to 2415 code for a protein of 635 amino acids. NCBI's taxonomy places the organism in Eukaryota, Metazoa, Chordata, Actinopteri, Perciformes, Serranidae. Gene Ontology annotation, molecular function: protein binding. The record is from RefSeq and is a predicted model, not a curated record.